AGUAAAGGACUGAUUUAAAAAAGUAAACAACUCAAAACAAACUAAGGAAAUUCCAAGCGUUUAAACCCACUCAGAUGAGAGGACAUUGAACGGAAGCAAAUAAGAGGACAAUUUAUUGCGCCUGCGUUCAUUGUAGGCACACCUCCAUCUUAAGAAACCUUAUAGUGUCUUCAAGCGAAUUCACUGAAAGCAGACGACUUUGUUUAUUCCAUCAAAGUUUUGUAAAAAACGCAAGCAUCAUGUAUCGUUCGACCCAAAACAACCACAGGACAAACAUGACACCGUUUGAAGUAAAUUUCCCAGGAAUACCAUUCAUGAUGUCUUUCCCAGAGAGAGAUGGUACUUCAAAUCCUACCGGUCAAAAACAAUCCAUUGUUACCAAAACAUAUUCCACUUCCUCUCGAACUGUGCAGACAUUUUCCGAUGGGAAACUCGUCCAGAAGCAAACUUUUCAAGAAGACAGUGCCGAUACCGUACUGGGCUCCCACUUCAAAGACAAUGACCAAGCCAUGUCGUACAACACAGGGUCUCGGUCCACAAAUCAGUACAGAACACUGACACAGGGCGGCGCGAAAGGAUUGGUGACUACUGGAAGUCGGGUAGAGUUCAAAUCUGGGAACGAGUCUUACAAUACCCAAGUUGGCAAAGACGUGAAGACAUCGUCCAACCAAUUCGAAACCAAAACCGAAGACGAUUUCCGGUAUUUCAAUGAGAUUCCAACGGCGUUCUCUCAGAUCAAAUUAAACGACCAGGACCGCAAGUUUUGCAUCCCAAGUGGAAAUCAAGUUGUAUCAAUCAAGAAAGUUCCCAAUUCGGAAUCGAAAUCCCUUUUUGAACGUAGGACCCCUACUUACGAUAUGGGUUGUAUUCACUCACGCACAGAAACCAUCUCCGCGGUGCCUUCCAAGGACAAGACGAAAAAAGAUACCAAAGUUUCACCUGCAAAACAAAAGAAGGAACUCGAAGACUCAGCUUUGAAAGCCCAUAACCGUUACCGUGCCAAACACGGUGUGCCAACCUUGAAGAUGUCUAAAGAUCUGUGUGAGAUGGCCCAGAAGUGGGCCGAUCAUCUGGCUUCCAUUAAGACCUUAAAACACAGUCCUUGCAAGCUGAACGGAGAAAGUGUUGGUGAGAAUGUCGCUUACAAAUGGACAUCCGAUGGGGAAGUUCUGACAGGUCAAAAUGCUACAGACAAUUGGUACGAUGAAAUAAAAUCCUAUAAUUUUGAUCAAGGUGGAAUGUCUUCUGGCACAGGUCAUUUCACACAAGUGGUGUGGAAGGGCAGCAAGGAGUUGGGUAUUGGCAGAGGCUGUGCUGAAGACGGCAGCUACUUUGUGGUGGCCAAUUACAGACCAGCCGGAAAUGUACUUGGCAAGUUUGAGGACAAUGUCUUCAGACCAAAGAAAUGAAAAGCAUCUACAUCAUCUUCAUAUUAAAUGUUUAUGUAUUAAUCUCAUGUCUUCAUAUCAACAUUCAAUUUGAAUCUAGCAUUCCUGUAAAUUUUCCUUUUGUUUUUAAUAAUCUUAUGUAAAUAAUUAACUACUUAUCGUCAGUUUUUCUCGCUUUUUCUUCUCUCUAACAAUGACAACAUCAACACUGAAACAGUAUUACAAACACCAAGUUUU
Octopus sinensis (East Asian common octopus) is the source of this 1625-nucleotide messenger RNA. RefSeq names its product protein PRY1. Bases 240 to 1409 code for a protein of 389 amino acids. The transcript is spliced from 7 exons. Gene Ontology annotation, cellular component: extracellular region. NCBI's taxonomy places the organism in Eukaryota, Metazoa, Mollusca, Cephalopoda, Octopoda, Octopodidae. The record is from RefSeq and is a predicted model, not a curated record.